AUGGGAAGGAUGAGAUUUAGGGACACGCACUUGUUCAAUCUGGCCCUUUUGGGACGACAAGUGUGGAGGCUGGAAAAUUUCAAAGAUACGUUAUGUUUUAGAGUUUUGAGCGCCAAAUACUUCCCCAAAGGUGACGUGUUCAGACCAAAACGGAGUGAUAAACCGUCGUUUACUUGGAUGAGUAUUGCAAAAGCAGCGGCUGAGAUAAAAGAUGGUUUUAUGUGGCAGAAUCUGCUGACCAACAAUGAAAAUAAAGUUCAAGACUUGUGGGACCAGCAACAGAAGCUGUGGAAAAGAGGAAGGGUCAUGGAGCUGCUCGUUGAUGGAAGAUAUGAAAGAUGCAUCGAUUGGCUGAAAGAUACUUUUCGCGUGCUGGACUCAAAAGCUGCUGUAGAUUUUUUAAUGCUUCUCUGGAACGUGUGGAAUAAUAGGAACAAGCUGGUGUUUCAGGACAAAGACGAUCCGGCGAUGGGAACCUCCCGUGAUCCCCCCAAGCCGAUGUGUAAAUGUUGGACAAAACCACCGUGUGGGUUUGUUAAAGUCAACGUGGAUGCUGCGAUUUCUGAAGGGAGUAUAGGAUAUGGGGUGAUCGCCAGAGACACCGACAGUUUUGUCUUCGGUGGCAGCUAUGGCGUGAUUAAUAAAACCCUGGAUAUUAUUUGGGCGGAGCUGGAGGCUUUGUCCGCUGGACUGAAGUUCGAAGAAGCUAUGAAUUUUUCAAAAAUAAUUGUGGAGUCUGACAAUGCUCUUUUAAUUAACACGGUCAAUAAGCAUGAGGAUGAUGUAACCAUUUUAGGCUGUUGUGUCAACAAGGAGUGCAGGCUUCUUAAUAAUUUUGUUUCGGUCCGUUUUAAGUGGAUUGACCGCAAUAGUAAUGCCAUAGCAGAUUUAUUAAGUAGGCUUGCUAUUAGUAACAAUUGUACUUUGAAUUUUAAGUUGGAUUAUCCGUUGGGAAUCUACAAUGUUAUAAUUCGUGAUGCAAUGAAUUGA
Molecule: messenger RNA, 990 nt
Organism: Gossypium arboreum
Lineage: Eukaryota; Viridiplantae; Streptophyta; Magnoliopsida; Malvales; Malvaceae
Exons: 4
Coding region: 1-990 (329 amino acids)
Molecular function (GO): RNA-DNA hybrid ribonuclease activity; nucleic acid binding
Source: RefSeq, a predicted model, not a curated record